Messenger RNA from Thermothelomyces thermophilus ATCC 42464, 1237 nucleotides. RefSeq lists its product as uncharacterized. The coding region runs from base 186 to 878 and encodes 230 amino acids. Gene Ontology annotation, biological process: ribosomal small subunit assembly; translation; maturation of SSU-rRNA from tricistronic rRNA transcript (SSU-rRNA, 5.8S rRNA, LSU-rRNA). Gene Ontology annotation, molecular function: small ribosomal subunit rRNA binding; structural constituent of ribosome; mRNA 5'-UTR binding. The record is from RefSeq and is a predicted model, not a curated record. The transcript has a single exon. Gene Ontology annotation, cellular component: mitochondrial small ribosomal subunit; ribosome. Lineage: Eukaryota; Fungi; Ascomycota; Sordariomycetes; Sordariales; Chaetomiaceae.
CCCGGUAUAGCGGCAGGUUCCGACCAAGCCCGCCAAAAUUUCCAGCGACCUCCGUGCAGCAGCGGCUGAUCUCGUCUCUGGCGUGUUUGAAGCGCGCACCUGAACCGACAUCCCGUCUGACGGCAACAAUUAUCAUCCCCCGACACAGGUGCGGUCGCUCAAUUGACCAUUGCCUUGGUGUGGAGAUGAAUCGGUUCACAGUAGGCCGCCUUUUGGCGCCGGAUCUGGUCCGACCACUCUGCAGAAUCAUUUGCCCGGCAGCAACGACGACGACAAACACGACGGUCCCGCAAUGGACCAGACUCUUCUCCCAGUCGCACGCUGCUAGGAACGUCUCCCCGACACCUCCCCAACAGCCGACACAGCAGCAAACACAGCAGCAAGGCGGAGCCGCGGCGAUGAAUCGGCUCGUGCAGCAAGUGAUGAGGGGUACCCUACGGCCGGGGGAGCCAGGGCCGGAGUCACUCACCGACACGCUGGACGCCUCGGAAGAGGAGAACAACCCGGAGCCGUACCACUUCCACAUCUACAGUCACAAGCACAACACACACGUCACGGUUACCAAGCCGAACCGGGACGCCAUCAUCUCGCUCUCGUGCGGCAACCUGGGAUUCAGAAAGUCCGGGCGUAAGCACUACGAUUCAGCAUACCAGCUCGGCGCCUAUGUGAUAGACAAGAUGCACCAGAAGGGGUUGGUGAAGUCGAUCCACAAGCUGGAGGUGGUCCUGCGCGGAUUCGGCCCUGGGAGAGAAGCGGUUGUCAAAGUGUUGAUGGGGAACGAGGGUAGGCUGCUGCGGCCCAAGAUCGUGCGCGUGUCGGACGCGACGAGACUUAAGUUUGGUGGUACGAGGAGCAAGAAGCCGAGAAGGUUGGGCUAAGUAUAUGUUCAUUGUACUGUUUGAGGGUUUUUGGUGCUGGGGCGAGGCAAUUGAGCGACGCCUGGUGGAUAUGGAUCUGUCGACCGGACGAGCCGGUCCAUGUAUAUCUGUAUACUACUCGUAAAACAAUCUUGUUUUUCCAACCAGCUGUCUCCCCAAGUACCCAUCGUGGAAGUCGGCAUGUAAAUGCAGCAGCACCAAUUUGGCCUAUGUUGGGAGGUGUGAAAGCUGGCCUUUCAAAGUUAGGUGGACGCGAUUUGGUCGGUCGGUGUUUCAUUGCCCGAGUCACCGGCAAGGUCCGGUCUCCUGCCCCACUAAAAAUUUCAGGCCUACAGUGCAUACACUUCGCAGUAGACAGC